Messenger RNA from Mercenaria mercenaria, 1371 nucleotides. Its product is annotated as zinc finger protein 62-like. The coding region runs from base 42 to 1286 and encodes 414 amino acids. The transcript is spliced from 5 exons. Gene Ontology annotation, cellular component: nucleus. Gene Ontology annotation, biological process: regulation of transcription by RNA polymerase II. NCBI's taxonomy places the organism in Eukaryota, Metazoa, Mollusca, Bivalvia, Venerida, Veneridae. Gene Ontology annotation, molecular function: RNA polymerase II transcription regulatory region sequence-specific DNA binding; DNA-binding transcription factor activity, RNA polymerase II-specific. The record is from RefSeq and is a predicted model, not a curated record.
GCGGAAUUUAGCGUAAGCACAACUGAUGCUUCAAAUCCAGCAUGGGUGACUGUCGAUAUCACAUCACAAUGCUUGUCACACAUGAAGAGGAGGAUGCCAUCCGAUCAUUGUUCAAACAAAACAACUAUACCUGCUUGCUUCAUGUUUUAUCAGAUGAAACAGUUGUAGACAUAUUCCAGUGUGGCUUCACAGAUGUGUUCCCAGCUCCUCCACAAGAUCAAGAUAACUUACAUGGUAAGCUUCAAGACGUAACGGUGGUAAAAUCCGAAAUUAUUACUGUGGACAUGGACAGUACUGCACCAGUUAAACAGAGACUGAGAACAGAAACCACAAAAGUCAUGGAUACUGAAGAACCAGAUAAUGCAGAUGAAUUGGAUGUUUCAGAGGACACAGAUACUGCAGAUGAACUAGAUAUAGAAGAAAUAACAGAUGCUGCACAUGAUACUGAUGUUGAACAUGAUUCGGAUGUUACAGACAACACUGAUACAGCUAGUGAAUCAUAUGUGGACCUAAAAGGUCAUAAAACAGAAGUGAAACAACAGAAACGACAAAAGAAGACAAAAAGGAAACAGGCAGAUGAGCUUAAACAAAAUGGUCAGUGGAAAUGUGAUGCUUGUGGGAACUUCUACAGUGAUCGGAGACGUCUUAGAAGACAUUAUUACUCAGCUCAUAGAGACCUUAUGCCAAAACCAUCAUGUCCAGUUUGUAAUGAAGAGUUUGAGACUCGUGCAGAGAUGUUCAAACACAAAAAAGAAAAGCAGCACAAUACCAGUAUUUGGAUGUUAAAAGACUACUAUUGUGAUGCAUGUGGAAAACAUCUGUCAAGAUAUGACUCUUUAUUGAAACAUAAACGAUUUACCUGUGGUAAAGAAGAGGACGAGGAUCGGAAUUAUCCAUGUGAUUUGUGCGGAAAACUUUUCAAAGAAGCGCAUUAUGUUGAAGCUCAUAAGGAAAGAAUUCACUUUAAAGUUGAGAAAGUGUGCGAUGUUUGUGGAAAGGUUUGUAUCGACGAUAGAGCUCUUAAGUGCCACAGAAAACGUCAUGAUAUAAAAAAUAAAACAUAUAAAUGUACUUAUUGCGAGAAAACUUUCUUCACUGCUGGAAAUCUGAAUCAGCAUGUUCGGACACAUACCAAGGAGAAACCAUAUAAAUGUCCCUUGUGUAAUUACACAAGUGGUGUCAUGGGAAAUGUACGGAAACACGCAAUUAACGUGCAUAAACAAAAACUGACUGCUAUCGAUCUAAGAAAAGCGAAGAAAACUUCAGAACAUGAACAGCAAGCAUAAACAGCUUCUUGAAAACUGAUAUUUAUACCGACAAAUGUAAUAGUAAUGCACCAUUUUUUAUAGAAAAGAUAAAUUUUGAAAGUGA